CAACGAUAUAUCGAUACUUGUUUCGAUGUUUUUACAGCGCUAAGCUGCUGCUCUCCAAUUUGAAUUAAACCAGUGCAUUUUUAAGCUUAUUUUCCCCGACGGCAGCGCCAGCACGAGUUCAUUUGUUUUCGCGUAGAAAUAAUUAAAUAAGCCAGAAACAUGUUCGGUGGACAGCAGCCUAUACUCGUGUUGAGUCAGAACACGAAGAGAGAAUCGGGCCGCAAAGUGCAGUUGGAGAACAUCCAAGCCGGAAAGGCCAUCGCUGAUGUGAUCAGGACAUGUCUGGGCCCCCAGGCCAUGCUGAAGAUGCUGAUGGACCCCAUGGGCGGCAUCGUGAUGACCAAUGAUGGCAACGCCAUCCUGCGCGAGAUCACUGUCCAGCAUCCGGCUGCCAAGAGCAUGAUCGAGAUCGCACGCACACAGGACGAGGAGGUGGGCGACGGUACCACAUCGGUCAUCGUCCUGGCCGGCGAGAUGCUGGCCGCCGCCGAGCCCUUCCUGCAGCAACAGAUUCACCCGACAGUGAUCAUUCGGGCAUAUCGCGAGGCCCUUGAGGACAUCGUCGGCCACUUGCAGUCGGAUCUCAGCGUGCAGCUGGACGUGAAGGACAAGGCCAAAAUGGCCGAGGUGGUCAAGGCCUGCGUUGGCACCAAAUUCAUCGGCAAGUGGUCCGAUUUGGCUGUGAAAAUCGCCCUGGACGCCGUCGAGACGGUGACGCUGAACGAGAAUGGUCGCCUGGAGGUGGACAUUAAGCGCUACGCCAAGGUGGAGAAGAUUCCCGGCGGUGCCAUUGAGGAGUCUUGCGUGCUGAAGGGUGUGAUGAUCAACAAGGACGUGACUCACCCCAAGAUGCGUCGUCUAAUCGAGAACCCCCGCAUCGUGCUGCUCGACUGCUCGCUGGAGUACAAGAAGGGUGAGAGCCAGACCAACGUGGAGAUUAUCGGGGAGCAGGACUUUACCCGCAUGCUGCAGAUCGAGGAGGAGUUUGUGCAGCGCAUCUGUGCGGACAUUAUUGCCGUGAAGCCGGAUCUGGUCUUCACCGAGAAGGGUGUCUCUGACUUGGCCCAGCACUAUCUGCUGAAGGCCGGCAUUACUGCCAUCCGUCGUCUGCGCAAGACGGACAAUCUGCGCAUUGCUCGCGCCUGCGGUGCCACCAUUGUCAACCGCACCGAGGAGCUGACCGAGAAGGAUGUGGGCACGGGCGCCGGGCUGUUCGAAGUCAAGAAGAUUGGCGACGAGUACUUCACCUUCGUGACACAGUGCAAGGACCCCAAGGCCUGCACCAUCCUGCUGCGCGGUGCCAGCAAGGAUAUCCUCAACGAGACGGAGCGUAACCUGCAGGAUGCUCUGCACGUGGCUCGCAACCUGGUGCUGGAGCCACGUCUGGUUGCCGGCGGCGGAGCCGUUGAGAUGGCCGCCUCCCAGCUGCUGACUCGCAAGCAGGUCAAGGGCCCGUACACGGCGGUGGCCCAUGCCCUGGAAAUCAUACCGCGCACGCUGGCCCAGAACUGCGGAGCCAACACGAUCCGCGCCCUGACCGCUCUGCGUGCCAAGCACGCCUCUCACACCGGCGACAGCGUUUGCGCCUGGGGCAUCGACGGCGAGUCCGGCGAAAUUGUGGACAUGAACGUGAAGAACAUCUGGGAGCCGCUGGCCGUCAAGCUGCAGACGUACAAGACAGCCGUGGAGACGGCCAUCCUCCUGCUGCGCAUCGAUGACAUCGUCUCCGGAUCCAAGAAGCGCGGCGGCAACGAGCCGACCAACCCGGCCGCCAUGGCCCAGGGCCAGGAGUAGUAGCCUGCGAUCAACCACGUGUAUUAAUAAUGCUUACUAUCCUUUAAUACUUAAUUUAACACCCAAAAGAAAACAAAAAACACACACGCCACUUUCAAAUGUCUAACAUUUAGUUUGGGCCCGGUCGAUAAUGCUGCCUCCUCCCGCGGCUGUUAACUCGUCUCCGGGCUGCCCACACACACACACAAAUUCUUUGCAUUUGCUCUCAUUAACAGUACACACAAAUAAAAUUGUUAAAACUCAUA
Drosophila kikkawai is the source of this 2039-nucleotide messenger RNA. RefSeq names its product chaperonin containing TCP1 subunit 3 (gene CCT3). Gene Ontology annotation, molecular function: ATP binding; ATP-dependent protein folding chaperone; ATP hydrolysis activity. Gene Ontology annotation, biological process: protein folding. Lineage: Eukaryota; Metazoa; Arthropoda; Insecta; Diptera; Drosophilidae. Gene Ontology annotation, cellular component: chaperonin-containing T-complex. The record is from RefSeq and is a predicted model, not a curated record.